Messenger RNA from Linum trigynum, 4300 nucleotides. NCBI's taxonomy places the organism in Eukaryota, Viridiplantae, Streptophyta, Magnoliopsida, Malpighiales, Linaceae. The record is from the annotation of a GenBank genome assembly.
AUCAUAAUUUGAAUUUAAUUAUUAGAAUCUACGUUUACGCGAGAACGUAAAGCAUACCCCCAAAAUCAAGGGUGUACCAUAAACAGGCUUAAAAAAAUAAGCACUAUCUUAAACUUAUAAACAACAAUAAUCUAACACUCUUUUGCAAAUGUAUGAAGGAGAAUUGGGCACACAUAUUCUGCAGCCUCCAUGGAAUUAUACUCUGGCUCUAUAAGUCUCUUGAUAUUAUAUUCACGAUUUUGUAGUGUUCUCAAAGUAGCCAUUCCCACGAUGACCCAUUUUCUCAUUCUUGCAAUAACAAUGUUGCUAAUUACCAAAUGAAGAAAUGCAAUUGAAUAAAAGCAAAGACAAAACAAGUAAAAAAAAAAACCCCCACUUCCUCUACCUGUGAGUUAAAGGCUAAAAAAGAUUGGAUUGACUACCACAAGGCCAACCAUUUGAUGCUCCAUUCGACCAUAUUCUAUACAAUAUAAAAUACAACUAUACAUUUUUGUUGGUGUAGAUCAUAUUUCCUUGAAACUGAUAGAUUUGGGAUGGAAACGCAGACAAUCUUUGUACACCACAUAACUAUAUUAAUAUUAUUUCAACAACAAUACGGUAUCAGUAUGCUAUCGGUUAAAUUAUGAUUGUACUACACGCGAUACCGUACUAUUAGGUUGUCUGAUACGAUUUCUGGUACGAUUUUGCUAUCCAUAGUUCUGAAACAUACUUGAUUUCUCCUAUACUUUCCCCCAUUAAUGAGUCAUGUAACCUUAUUCUCCUGUUCCAUUUGAGGCUUUAAUUAUAUAUAUAUAUAUAUCUAUACUUUUCCUCAGCGAAAGUGGCGAUCCACAAUACCUUGGUGGAGUAUGGCAUUGCAUGGAAGCUUUGGUAUUUCUAUUUAAGGAAAUCCCACUCUAAUCAAGUUUGGAAAUUGAAUUAAUAUUUAUUUUUUAAUAUGAAUCUUCUGACGAAAUAAAGCACUACCAAUUAAGUAAGCGUACCUUUCGCAGCCUUAUUUCUAUAAGUAAUGCUUGCAGAAUUUUUAAAUUCUUAAUCAUAUACCAUAUAAGGCAACUAGAUCUAUGCAUUGGUGUUACACAUUAUGCCCCAAAUGGAAAGGUCUGUCCACCACCCAAAUUAAAAUAUUUCUGCUUUGUUUCACACAACAAAAUUGAAAAUUUCUAUUUUUCUCUCUCUCUCUCUAUAAACACCCGAUAAAUUCAUAGGAACAACGAUACAAACUUAUAAUUUUUAUGUGUUAACUAAUCGGUGUUAAUAAUUCGAGUUGGAAGUAAUUACAAAAUAGAACUUACCUCAUUCUCUUACAAUCACUCCCAAACAGAAAUCAAUCCAUGCACUUGAAAUUGAACUUUCCACAAGCAUGUACCUACACCUUUAAUUAACUGUUAAUGUUGAAAGUCGUGAACGCUUUAUGUAGUCAUAAAUCCUAUUUGUAUUAAUUGAGCUUGGUUGACUUUGUAUACCAUUCCGUUGUGAUCCUUUCAGGUCCUUGGCAAUUUGAAUUUCAUAUUUUUGUAUGUGAAAAAAGUAAAAAUAUCUUCAUAUACCAGACGUUAGCUAAUAAGAACCGCAUCUUCAAAAUUGCAAUCUUCUCACGAAAUAUACACUACAAAUAUGUUGUUUCCCAAGGCACGUUUGCCGCCAACUGUAGCGGCACUACCAUCCGCUAAAACUCGUCCCUUUUUAAUGUAGUUACCUCGUCAAACCUUCAAACCCAUGCAAGACUCAUCCUCAACUCAAAUGAAAGCCAACCCGUGAGGUUGAAUUUUACAUAAAUUCAUGCUUAAUUCUUUCUUAUGUUUAAAUUAACGCGGUUAAUACUAAACUUAUGAGGAUUGAAAUUUACAUAUAUUUGUGAAAAAUUAAUAUACAUUAACCGGGAGUUCGACUCCUCAUCGUCCAAUAUAAUAAGACGAUUAUAAUAUGUUUAGAACUAGUUUAUUAAUUAAGGGUUAAUAUAUCCAAGAAUUUCUUUACGUGUUUUUCCUUCUGAAAGAGAGAAUAAGAGAAUAAGGACAUUCCAGCUUGAGGUGACCCUUAAAAUGGUUUUUUUAUGGGCUGUUAGUUCUUCCCCCACCCUCCAACAUGUCUAUGUUUAAUUAACAAAAUGGCAAACACAAUAUGCUUUAGAAUGUCGAAACUAAGAAAAAGUUUUAAAAAGAGAGACGAAAAAACUACAGUUACCUCUAACCCUAACUCUUCCAGCUUCUAGAAAAAUUAUCAUGAGUCUUGUACUCGUAGGUUUUAGAUUCAAAUAUCUUAAAUAACACCUAAUUAAAAACCAAACAUAUAUCACUUUUGUAGGGAAAAACAAGAUGAAUGUACCCGUAGUUGCAAUUCUGAACAGUUAGGGAGUUUGAACACCCACAUCUUGAAGUAUUUUUUUUUUCUCCUUAUAUUUGAUGGCAACUGUGUCUAGUCGUUGUUUAUAAUCAUGAUUUAAUCGUGAGUCAACCGUUUUAUACGACUAAAAACUAUCUACCAAAGAUUUUUCCGGUUGAUUUCACAAACAUUGCCCAAAUCACUCCUUAUUUGUUGUGCUGUCGACAAGCCAUAUUAUCCCGCACGUGAUGACCUCUGUAUGCAUCUCUAUCUGCAGGCUGCAAAGCUAACACAAAGUCCUUCGAUGAGCUUCAAAAGAGAGGGGGAAAAACACUGCACAUGUUGUUUCCUUUUUCUCCCAUCAGUAAGAGAUUAAAAAGUUUAACUAUCCAUUUUUCUAUUGGGACCAAAUGUUUAGUUCGCUAACAUGGUAUUAGAGCCAAGAAUCGAGCGGUCAUGAUUUCGAAUCCCUCCUAACGACCCCCAAUUUCCAGCCAAUUGCACAAGGGUUCAACCUGUGCAAACCGUAAAAAAUCCACAAUUCAACAUCGACUUUCGUCUGAAGGAGGCGUGUAAGUGAUUAAAAGGAUUAACUAUACUUCUCCCAACAACCUGAAACCCAGAUUAUUCCAUCUCCAUUUUAAUUUCCACUUACUAUAAAUGGGCGGUUGGGGGAUUGCACUUCCCACUCUCAAUUCUCAAUUCCCCAACCAACCAAAGGGCAAAAAAUAUAGUACCACUGCUACUACUACUGGUACUUUUCCAUCCACCUAUCUAGUUAGUUUCUUCCUCUCUCUCUCUCUCUCUAGAAUCGCCCACAAGGAAAAAAAAUGGGGAAAGUGGUGUCAGAUCCUCUGGAGGUCGGGAGAGUGAUAGGAGAUGUAGUGGACAGCUUCAACCCGAGUGUGAAGAUGGCUGUCACUUACAACUCCACAAAGCAGCAGCAGCAGGUCUUCAAUGGCCACGAGCUCUUCCCUUCUGCUCUCACUCUUAAGCCCAAGGUCGAGGUCCAUGGUGGUGACCUCAGGUCCUUCUUCACCCUGGUGAUGACAGACCCAGAUGUCCCUGGCCCAAGUGAUCCUUACCUCAGAGAACACUUGCACUGGGUAGUGACUGAUAUCCCAGGCACCACUGAUGCAACAUUUGGGAAGGAAGUGGUGAGCUAUGAGAUGCCGAGGCCCAACAUAGGGAUCCACAGGUACGUGUUCGUGCUGUUCAAGCAGAGGUCCAGGGGCCAAACGAAGUCGUUUUCGGGCUCCAGGGACAACUUCACCACCAGGAGGUUUGCUCGGGACAAUCAGCUCGGCCUCCCCGUCGCUGCCGUUUUCUUCAACGCUCAGCGGGAGACUGCUGCCAGGCGCCGCUAGCCAACUAUCCACAACAACAACAACAACAACAACAAGAAGAAGAAGAAGAAGAAGAAGAUGAAGAUGCAUAGGAUACGAGUAUAUGGGUUUGUUUACGUACGGUGUUGUGUUUUCCUUCUCAUUAACAAAGGUGCAUAUGCCGUGCACUCUGAUCUGCUGUAAUAUUGAUAUGGUUUCAGUGUCUGCUGGUUCUCGUACUUGGUCUCUUAAUUUCCCUUUGAUUAUAUCGACGGAUGUAAUGCUAUAUAUUGUUGCUUAUACAUAUGCUAGUCGUGAAUAAACAAUAUCUGUUGGUAUAAUGCGGCUAAAGAAACUGAAACUGCAAAGCGUCUCCUUAAUCCUCGGUUGAGGUGAUGAACUUGAGAAUUAUGCCGGGCAGGCCCGGCCAAGAGGGUGUGCCAGGUGGCCCUCUAGCAUAUGGCCUACAAUUAUUAGGGGUCUCCAUCUGAAUCCGAUAGUUAACCCGACCGUAUAUUGUAGGUUGUAAUUGUAGUGUAUAACGCAUGUAUAUAUAGUAUAUACUAGACACUUACAUUGAUUGUAAGUAUCGUUUUUGUUUCGAAAAUCUUAUUUAUAUUAUAAAAAUACAAGAAAAUUUUAGUGGAAUA